AUGACCUUCGUGGGCGAUGUUGGGAGCACGCUGACGGAGGGCAUGAGGGAGGAUAAGACGGUGAGCGCGAAGAAGGAGAUUAUGAUCAUCAGAAACACUCAGUUCGUCGCGAAUAUUGAAGAGAGCGUGAAGGUCCGAGGAGUUGACAAAGGGACUGGGUGUCUCAAAAGACGAGUGCCAGGAGUUGUUACGGAGGGCGUCGAUAACGGCUUGCAAAUGGCACGGGUGGAUUGUUUCACUUUAGAAACGGUCAUGGCCUUUGUGCUGGUAUUAUGUGCUAAGAACGCGAUAUAUUCUUCUGCCAGGUCGGAUGCAGUCGAAGGAUGGGUAGUAGCUAGAUGA
Paramuricea clavata is the source of this 342-nucleotide messenger RNA. Lineage: Eukaryota; Metazoa; Cnidaria; Anthozoa; Malacalcyonacea; Plexauridae. The record is from the annotation of a GenBank genome assembly.